This is a messenger RNA of Eurytemora carolleeae, 1792 nucleotides long. Its product is annotated as serine-rich adhesin for platelets. The transcript has 7 exons. NCBI's taxonomy places the organism in Eukaryota, Metazoa, Arthropoda, Copepoda, Calanoida, Temoridae. The record is from RefSeq and is a predicted model, not a curated record. Bases 170 to 1792 code for a protein of 540 amino acids.
AGAGUGAGCGUAAGCAGUCGUACGCACGCACAUUGUGCGUAAAGUUACCAAGUGAGUUAGAAAAUGUAGUGAAAUUGUGAUUAAAAUAAAAACAACUCUUUCUUGGCAACUAAUAAACAAUGAUGAGAAAGAAGGGAGGAGAAAGAAAGAACAAAAAGAGAAGAUAAAAAUGGAUUUAAAUCCGCAUCAGACAGUCGUCCGACUGUCUGUGCAUAAUUCGUCCUGGCGACCACCUGGACGACCGGGAGCCCUGGGACGAUUUAAAAGUGAUAAAAAUAAGUCGUCCCUUCUCCAACAAAAAUUGAACAAAUGUUACCGGAAUAAAUUUUUUUCCAAUUUUACUAAAAUGUUAUUUUUCUCAUCUUUGUUAUCAACAGCAACAGCUCAGCUUGAUUUAGAUAUGGGUUCGGGAUUGUCUGAUAGUAGAGUACAGGAGAGAAGUAACCUUGAAUUCAAGAAAAUAAGAUGGGCCCGAUCUACAACUGAGGCCCCGGAUUUGUUGUUCUCUGCUGAUGGGUCCGCAGAACAUACGGAGCGAGUCCUUUUUAGUCCUGAGAGGACCAGGGUCCAGGAUAGGGCGGGACAGGACGUGGUCCGAGCUGCGGAAAAUCCGGACCAGUUUCCUAAAGCGUCCUUCCUGGUCCCUUUCGGACUACGGUUAGUCGCAUCGGACGAAAGAACAUUAAGAAAGUUUGAGGCUUUGGAGGAAAUCAUCAAACCGUCGAAUAUCCGAAAACGAAACUUCAGCGCCUCCAUCUCCUCCGUUACAUCGGAGACAAGCAUUGGGAACAAGACCAAGGACAUGUCAAACAACGACCUUGACGAGUCCGUCACCAAGGAUAACGAGGACCUGUCCCCCGAAGACUCAGUUAUUGCGGAUUUAUCCCGUGGUUCCAAGAUCCGGUUGAUUUCAACCGCAACGCCAAAACAGUCGGAGGACCGUUCGCGGAUUUGGAUUAAACGGACAACCGCUGUUCCGCCGCAGCGGAGUUCUAGUGUAGAAAAACGAGGGCGAGUGAGGCUUCGUUCUCAUUUGGGUAAUACUCCAAAGGUUACAACACACCUGCCGAACCGGAAGGAAGAGGAGAAAUCAGGGUUAAACGACGGAGAAGGGGAAGAGAGAGGGGCGAAAAGAGACCGAAUGCGAUCUUUUAAAAUAAGACGCCCCAAUAACACUACAAGUGAUAUUGUGACCCCUGAAGAUGGUAUUGACACCCCUGUGUCGGAUCUAGAAGAUGGUGGUGUGACCUCUAGUCCUGAUGAUGGGAGAGAUAUGAAUCAGAACAAUACUCACAACGCAGCCAUACAGGAGACAACUUCGACAAUGACUUCAUCGACCUCUACUCGCCCGUCGACAACCUCUCAAGCAUCCUCAACAUCAUUUUCGUCGACAUCAACAGCGUCAACAGAAUUUUCGACCGAGAAGUCGACAACAGAAAUAAUUCAACUAUCAGGACUCAUGAAGGAUUAUAAAGAUAUUGUUCGAGGUGUCCAACCAACAACAACAACAAUAAAAUCAACAACAGAUAAGAUAGAUGAAACUACAUCCACAACCACAACAACUGCAACAACUACAACAACAUCAAGAGAAAACGAAACUACAACCAAAGCAACCCCUUCUACAACUUUUAAAUCAACAUCACCUAAAUUAACCACAACUACUUUAAGCACUACAACAAAAAACAAUACAGUUGAGGAAACAACUACAACAACAACAACAACAAGAACAGCAACUACAACAACAACAACAACAACUACAGAGACAAGCCAACCUGAAUCAACCUCCAGGUAG